AUGAAGCUUUGUGAAACCAGAUGGAUCGAACGGCUUGACGCUGUAAUUACAUUCAAGGAACUUUUUGUGCCAAUCUUUUUUACAUUAGAAAAAAUACAAAUGGAUGGUAACAGAGAAGCAUCAAAAAAAGCGUUCACAUUACAACAAGCUCUCAAAAAUGGAAAUUUUGUUCUUGCAAUGGUCGUGAUCCAAGAAAUUUUUUCAAUGGCUAACUCACUAUCAAUCUAUCUACAAAAAGUAAAUGUGGACUUAGCCUCUGCAAUGGAGACUGCUAAUAAUUUAAGUACACUAAUAAAGGAAAUGCGUAGCAAUGUAGAGUCGAAAUUUCAUGAUUUAUUUAGCACAGCUGAACACUUUGCUAAAGAAAUCGGAGAAGAUAUAAAAAUUCCAAGGGUUACACAUUUUCAACAACAUAGAGCAAAUUAUGAGUUAACUUCAGCAGAAAAUUAUUAUCGGGUAUCUGUAUUCAUCCCGUUUAUUGACUAUUUAAUUUCGCAGUUAGAAAUUAGAUUUACCAAACACAAAAAUACACUCUCAAUUAUUCAGAACUUUAUACCAAACAAAUUAAUAAAAUUAUCCGAAAAUGAAAUUGAGACAAGUACGGAAGUGAUGUCAAAACAGUGGCCAGUCGUAAUAAGCUCAUGUGACAAUAUUGUGAACAAAGAAGUUCUAUUGUGGAAACAAAGAUGGAUAGCCGCUCAAGAAGAUAAACUCCCUUUUGCUUUUAUAGAUGCCAUAAAUUGUUGUGAUGAGUUACUGUUUCCUAAAGUAUACCAAUAUUUAAAAAUUGGCGCUACGUUGCCCGUCACAGUUGCUAGCGUAGAACGGAGCUUUUCAACGUUAAAACGUUUGAAAUCAUACUUGAGGAAUUCCACGGGGAAAAUCGUCUAA
Molecule: messenger RNA, 891 nt
Organism: Melanaphis sacchari
Lineage: Eukaryota; Metazoa; Arthropoda; Insecta; Hemiptera; Aphididae
Product: 52 kDa repressor of the inhibitor of the protein kinase-like
Exons: 1
Coding region: 1-891 (296 amino acids)
Molecular function (GO): protein dimerization activity
Source: RefSeq, a predicted model, not a curated record